Messenger RNA from Spinacia oleracea (spinach), 1836 nucleotides. RefSeq names its product UDP-glucose 6-dehydrogenase 1. The transcript has 2 exons. Bases 177 to 1619 code for a protein of 480 amino acids. The record is from RefSeq and is a predicted model, not a curated record. NCBI's taxonomy places the organism in Eukaryota, Viridiplantae, Streptophyta, Magnoliopsida, Caryophyllales, Amaranthaceae. Gene Ontology annotation, molecular function: UDP-glucose 6-dehydrogenase activity; NAD binding. Gene Ontology annotation, cellular component: nucleus. Gene Ontology annotation, biological process: glycosaminoglycan biosynthetic process.
UCUAUUCUCUGAAGUCGGACAACUUUCUCUCUCCUCUGUCUUUUGCAUAUAAAUACUCGCGGCCUCACCCCCGCCUUUCUUACCUUCCUUCCUAUACUCCCGCACAUCUCUCUUUCUCUCUGAAUCUCCCUCUCUCUAGUCAACUAUUCUCUGUAAAAUACAGAUAGUAAGUGAAAAUGGUGAAGAUUUGCUGCAUUGGGGCUGGUUAUGUAGGAGGCCCUACUAUGGCUGUUAUAGCACUCAAGUGCCCAAAGAUUGAAGUUGUAGUGGUUGAUAUAUCUGUGUCUCGGAUCACUGCAUGGAACAGCGAGCAGCUUCCAAUCUAUGAGCCGGGUCUAGAUGAUGUGGUUAAGGAAUGCCGUGGAAGGAACCUUUUCUUCAGCACUGAUGUAGAAAAGCAUGUUGCUGAGGCUGAUAUUGUUUUUGUCUCUGUGAAUACCCCUACCAAAACCACAGGUCUUGGAGCAGGCAAAGCUGCUGAUUUGACCUACUGGGAGAGUGCUGCCCGUAUGAUUGCUGAUGUUUCAAAGUCUGACAAAAUCGUUGUUGAGAAAUCAACUGUGCCAGUGAAAACUGCUGAGGCAAUCGAAAAGAUUCUGACGCACAACAGCAAGGGAAUCAACUACCAGAUCCUUUCAAAUCCGGAGUUCCUUGCUGAAGGUACUGCUAUUCAGGACCUUUUUCACCCUGACAGGGUUCUCAUCGGUGGCCGGGAAACCCCAGCAGGCCUCAAGGCAGUCCAAGCAUUGAAGGAUGUGUAUGCUCAAUGGGUUCCUGAUGAACGGAUCUUAACCACCAAUCUUUGGUCUGCUGAGCUCUCAAAGCUUGCUGCCAACGCCUUCUUAGCACAGAGGAUUUCAUCUGUCAAUGCAAUGUCAGCUCUUUGUGAGGCUACUGGAGCAGAUGUUACCCAAGUCGCAUAUGCUGUUGGUAAGGACAGUAGGAUUGGGCAAAAGUUUUUGAACGCUAGUGUUGGUUUUGGAGGGUCUUGCUUCCAGAAAGACAUUCUGAACUUGGUUUACAUUUGUGAGUGCAACGGUCUCCCUGAGGUGGCCGAGUAUUGGAAACAGGUAAUCAAGGUGAAUGAUUAUCAGAAGAAUCGUUUUGUGAAUAGGGUUGUGGCCUCCAUGUUCAACACUGUAUCGAACAAGAAGAUUGCUGUUCUUGGAUUUGCAUUCAAAAAGGAUACAGGGGAUACUAGGGAGACACCCGCCAUAGAUGUGUGCAAGGGUUUGUUGGGAGACAAGGCAAGGUUGAGCAUCUACGAUCCACAAGUCACUGAGGAUCAGAUUCAGCGAGAUCUCACCAUGAACAAGUUUGACUGGGACCACCCAAUUCACCUCCAGCCCACAAGUCCCACAACUGUUAAGCAAGUGAGUGUUGUUUGGGACGCUUAUGAGGCCACCAAAGAUGCUCAUGCUGUGUGUAUUCUGACUGAGUGGGAUGAAUUUAAGAAACUUGAUUACAAAAGGAUUUUUGACAACAUGCAGAAGCCAGCUUUUGUGUUUGAUGGAAGGAACAUUGUGAAUGCAGAUGAGCUGAGGCAGAUUGGGUUCAUUGUGUACUCAAUUGGUAAACCUUUGGAUUCAUGGCUCAAGGACAUGCCUGCUGUGGCUUAAGAAUCAAUUGAGAAGUCUUUUGCUGGGGUUCCAAAUUCAGAGUUCAUACUUCAUAUCAGGAUUCAAUUUUAGUUUUCAUUCAUUCUUAGUUGUUGUACUUUUUGAUUUUCUCUUUCUUUUUAAUAUUGUUCUCCAGCAACCUAAAAAAGUUAUAUUAAUUAACUAGGAUCACAACCAUCUUUGCAGACUUGGUUGUGUCUCCAUAUUUUACCUUGAA